This is a messenger RNA of Aureobasidium pullulans EXF-150, 1729 nucleotides long. RefSeq lists its product as uncharacterized. The record is from RefSeq and is a predicted model, not a curated record. Gene Ontology annotation, molecular function: carboxylic acid transmembrane transporter activity. NCBI's taxonomy places the organism in Eukaryota, Fungi, Ascomycota, Dothideomycetes, Dothideales, Saccotheciaceae. The transcript is spliced from 2 exons. Gene Ontology annotation, biological process: carboxylic acid transport. Gene Ontology annotation, cellular component: plasma membrane. The coding region runs from base 1 to 1653 and encodes 550 amino acids.
AUGUUCGCCGAGAUCUGGAAUUACCUCUGUUGGUUCCUCAUAACCAUAUUCACUGACGCAGGCCUCACAGAAGGCUACCUGAAUGGUAGUCUUGGGGCUGUCACCCUCAUCCUUGGAAUGAUGAGCGCCAGAUCUGUAUUCGAUGUCGAUACGAGACUUUACAUGGACAUAACACUGAACGUGGGUAUGGUCAUUGGUAUGGCUUUGAGCGGUCGGUACACAGAUCGCAUAUCAAGCAAGUGGAUGAUCUUCUUCGGAAUUAGCACAACGGUCUUCUGGUCCAUCCUUUGCGCCUUAAUCUCUCUAGCUUCCGUUAAGAAUGAUGCACAGCUGCUCACUCUCAAGAUCCUCUUCGCGGUUUCUCGUUCUGGCUUUGGAUUUGGUCUAGGCGUAGAGUUCGUUGGCACGUUCGUGAUGAACUCUGACAAGGCCUUCCAUCACAUACAAGGACGCGAAUGGCGCGCUCUUUUCUAUUCGGAAACUCUGCAGUACCACUUGGGCUACUUGCUCUCAAAUCUUGUUCCAUUCGUCUUGUUUCUCAUCUAUGGCGAGGGACAUCUCCAGGGGGUACUGACAGCCUGUCUCACCAUUGGUGCCAUUCUACCAUUGCAUACAUGGUCUUGUCACAUUGUUUACUGCUGUACCAAGGCCAAUGAGACUGGCGCACAAAGACGUAUGCGCAUUGCAAGAACACGAAUCCCUCCAGCUCUUUUCAACGAGUUCUAUCAGUCAACACUGAUUACUAUCGCAAUGGCAUGGGCCUUCCAUGAGAUGUCUGCGACAGGCCUCGGCCUUUACGUCCCUACCGAGGUCCUGAUCCUCAAUGGCAAUCAGCGCCCGAACCUGUGGCGCAUGUUUGGCUGGACCUCCCUCAUCUGUGCCUUCAAUGUGCUGGGCAGUAUUCUCGGCAUGUACUUUACCGCCAAGCGGCUCUGGGGUCCUAAGAAGACGUUGAUAAUCGGCACCGCAAUCCAGGGUGUGUUCGGGGUGUUGAUCGUGGCUACGGUUGGGACCCUGCUCGUCUCCCCUCUGUCGCCGGUACUCAUGGUCUUCUUUGCCUUCUUCCAUCUCGCUCAGGAGUUCGGUGCGGGAUCAAACAUGGCUCUCCUAGCUGUCGGGACCUGCGCUCCGUCUGUUAGGGGUCGUUAUCUUGGCUACGCAGCAGCAGCUUCUAAGCUCGGCGCGAUUGCUGGAGACAUCCUGAUACUUCUUACGAUCAACUACAUUGAGGCAAAGGACGAGGGAGAUAGCGGGGCCACGUACGAAGAGGCGUUGACCUAUCCUUUCGGGAUCGCGACCCUUCUCCUGGUUUUGGCCACUAUCCUCGCAGUUACGGGCCUUCCAAAGGUCGAGGUAGAUUUCAACCUGGUCAAUAUGCAAGCCCUCAACAGGUUUCUCCAGAACUGGGGGUACCGUACCACGGACCUCGACAGAUUUGAGCUGCCUCCCCCCUCGCCCACUACCAGUGGAUCCGCCAACCGUCCUGCUCGCGCUGUUCCUAGCGCAUCCAACCGCGGGGCGGCCUCUGCUAGCGCCAGUGGUCGUGGUGGCUUCAACAGCCCUCCACGUAUGCCUGCCGCUGUGCCCAGGCGCCGCGUUGAUCGCAACAGCGAGACGGCUGCAGGACCAGCUCAACCGGCCCCAUGGGGUUAGGUCAAUAGGGGGUGAUAAGAUCAUAACAAGCAAGCCGUAGGGCAAUAGGGAGUUGAAUUAAGGCAUGAGAAGCGAU